Molecule: messenger RNA, 1227 nt
Organism: Microdochium trichocladiopsis
Lineage: Eukaryota; Fungi; Ascomycota; Sordariomycetes; Xylariales; Microdochiaceae
Product: 40S ribosomal protein S8-B
Exons: 2
Coding region: 247-855 (202 amino acids)
Biological process (GO): translation; maturation of SSU-rRNA from tricistronic rRNA transcript (SSU-rRNA, 5.8S rRNA, LSU-rRNA)
Cellular component (GO): cytosolic small ribosomal subunit; ribosome
Molecular function (GO): structural constituent of ribosome
Source: RefSeq, a predicted model, not a curated record
CAACUGGUGACCGCCUCCAUCAGGUACGUCGGCCCGCAGUGUGCGCACAGAUCAGACAGACGACCAGAAUUGUACCUUUGUCCCAAUAGUCGAAACGCAAUCGCGGCCACUCGCCGUGGGACAAGGAAAAGUUUCGGGAAUCUGGCGUCUGUAUCUGUCCACGCACAAAGAUCCCAAAGAACCGCUUUACUACCCGGAUAGUCAGAGCUAACCCUUAUCCUCUCUCCUCGCUCAGAAUCUGCAGCCAUGGGUAUCUCUCGCGACUCUCGCCACAAGCGCUCCGCCUCCGGUGCCAAGCGCGCCUACUACCGGAAGAAGCGCGCUUUCGAGGCUGGCCGUCAGGAGGCCAACACCCGUAUCGGCCCCAAGCGCAUCCACACCGUCCGCACUCGUGGUGGCAACCACAAGUACCGUGCCCUCCGUCUCGACUCUGGCAACUUCGCCUGGGCCUCUGAGGGUAUCACCCGCAAGACCCGUGUCAUCGUUGUCGCCUACCACCCGUCCAACAACGAGCUGGUCCGCACCAACACCCUGACCAAGUCCGCCGUCGUCCAGAUCGAUGCUGCUCCCUUCCGUCAGUGGUACGAGGCCCACUACGGCCAGCCCAUUGGCCGCAGACGCCAGCAGAAGCAGGGCAAGGAGGAGGAGGUUGUCAAGAAGAGCAAGGCCGUCGAGAAGAAGCAGGCCGAGCGCUACCAGGCCCAGGGCAAGGUCGACCCCGUCCUCGAGAAGCAGUUCGAGGCUGGUCGUCUCUACGCCGUGAUUGCCUCCAGACCCGGCCAGAGCGGUCGUGCUGACGGCUACAUCCUCGAGGGUGAGGAGCUUGCUUUCUACCAGCGCAAGCUCCACAAGUAAGCGUCUCACAUAAACGCGGACGUCGCCUACUUGCAGCUCGGGAUGUUGUGGGGAUGCAUUCAGGGGGGGUUGAAACAAGUAAAAAUCAAAGACCAUUUCAGCACAAGAAGGGAGUUGAAAAAUGUCGUGUGUGCUCAUCAUACCGCUACACAAAACGACGAGCUAUGACUACGAUGGUUUUACUGCACUGGGAACGAUGUUUACGGAAUUCUUUGCCUGCUCAUUUCGGCAUUGGGAUAUGGGAUGGAUCCUUUUUUAUCUUUUUUUCCAGACAACGUGAGAGAUGAAAGAAAAGAGGGUCAAAUGUCAUGAUCAGAAAUAAAAACUUUGAUCACCACCAACCAAAAUGAAGUAGAAGGAUUUCUCUACCAA